Mya arenaria is the source of this 4108-nucleotide messenger RNA. Its product is annotated as bromodomain adjacent to zinc finger domain protein 2B-like. NCBI's taxonomy places the organism in Eukaryota, Metazoa, Mollusca, Bivalvia, Myida, Myidae. The record is from RefSeq and is a predicted model, not a curated record. Gene Ontology annotation, molecular function: protein binding. The transcript has 8 exons. Bases 17 to 973 code for a protein of 318 amino acids.
UAACUAUUAAGAGUACAUGAUAUUGCAGCUGUGUCAGAUCUGUAGGAGGGAUGACAAUGAGGCAGAAUUAUUGCUGUGUGACGGCUGUGACCGGGGCUACCACACAUACUGUUUUAAGCCCCGCCUGGAGUGUAUACCAGAGGGAGAUUGGUACUGCUUUGAAUGUGUGGCCAAGGCUGUUGGUGAGUGUUGCUGCCUGGUGUGCGGGCGGAGGCUUGGGAAGAUGGCCGAGUGUAUUCACUGUAACCGUCACGUCCACAUAGAUUGCCUGCAUCCUCCCCUUCCAAGAGUUCCAAGAAAGUGGCAUUGUGCAGCAUGCAGUGACAAUGUAAAAGGAGCCGGUAAGAAGAGAGUGCGUAAGAACUCAUGUGCCAGUAUAACCACAACCUCCCAGCAGCCCACUCCAGGACCAACCCCAGAACUCACACCUUCUGGUCGUAAAAGGAGAUGUGACUUUGGGGUGCCAAGGAAACGCAAGUCAUCUGAAAACAGUAACAGCACAACAGAUUUUGACAUUCCAAGAAAGUUGUCAGAUGAGCCUGAUCAGUCUUGUGAUCAACUCCUGACUGAUACUGAGGCAAAGUCAGUCAGCAAGGACCAUUUAAGUGACCAAGAGAGAUUCAAACUGCAGGAGCAGUCCAACGACAUGCGGGUCUGCAGGACAAUGUUGACAGAAAUGAUGAAGCACGAGGAUGGCUGGCCUUUCCUUCAACCAGUUAACUGUAAACAUUUUCCCUCGUAUAGAAAAUACAUCAAGUCUCCCAUGGACUUCGGAACAAUGAAAAUAAAACUCAGGGAUCUUAUGUACACUGAGCGUAGUGAGUUUGUGAAUGAUGCAAGGCUGGUGUUCGACAACUGUCAGCUGUUCAAUGAGGAUGACUCUGAGGUUGGCCAAUGUGGUCACAACAUGAGGAAAUUCUUCAACCAACGCUGGAAGGAAAUACUUUUUGAGGCCAUGACUGAACAUGUGUAGAACUAUUUAAUUGUCUGAAAAGAAAACCUUUAUAAUAGGUUUUAUAUAUAGGCAUAUAAUUGCAUUUUCCAUAUCUGCUUAAAUAUCAUUUGAGCAGAAACAGCCUAUUUUGAUAACAUUUUACAUAGUUAAGAUAUUAAUGGCAUUGGUAUUUUAAGCAAAAAUGGGAUGCAUAUGGAUUGUAGCUGUUCAAACUGAAAUGUGUUUAGUCCCAUACAUUUGAACCCUCUAUCGUAAGCAUUUGUUAUUCGAUCUUAAACUGUUUAAAGCUAUAAUGUUUUGAAUAUACCCAGCAAUAUUGCUUCAAUCACAGACUUUAACAUAUCGGCCCUUUAAACAGUGUUUAAAUUUACUUUGUCUCUAACUCUAACAUCCAUUACAAAGUUAUGGUUAUACACUAAAUAAUUUCCCAAUCUGAAGUAGCAAUCUCAAACUUAAAUUUGGAGAGGGCAUCCUGGAUCACAUUGUGUACUUGGCAUUUAGUUAUAACAUUACUAUAAGUAAAUUUGUUCCCGAGUUCUUAGCUCACCUGAGCACAAAGCGAUUGGUCUAUAUCUGGUGUCAACAAUUGCUUAUAAACAUCAUCUCCUCCUAAACCACUUGGACAAUUGUGAUGAAACUUCACAGGGAUGUUUCUUCAGUGGUUCCCUUUCAAAAGUGUUCAAAGAAAUUAAUUCCAUGCCAAACUCGGGCAACACGGCAACCAAAAGGAAACAAAUCACAAAUAUUCUUGACAACAGUAGUGACUAGAGCUUAGACAUUGGGUGUGUUACAUUGUCUAGUUGCCCUCUUUCAAGUUUGUCCAAAUUAUGAUCCAGGGUCAAAACUGGCCCAGCCCUAGGGUUGCAAGUUUCUAACAUACUUAUUUAGGGAAUUCUUUAAAAAUCUUCUUGACAAAAACUUUGAGGACUAGAGCUAAUAUAUUUGGUGUGUUACAUUGUUUAGUAGUUCUCUACCAAGUUUGUUUAAAGUAUGCCAAAAAUAUCCAUGCCCGGGAGAUACAUGUUUCUUAUAAAGGUCUGAAACCACUUGGCCAAGACCUGUGAUAUUUUGUAUGUAGCAUCAUAAAGUGGUCUUCUAUGAAGUGUGUUCAAAUUAUAGUCCUACAUACAUAAAUACACCCAAUCUGAUAGUCUGUGUCAGGUUUUCCAGUUUCACUGUAUGUCAUCAAAGCACCUGUGCGUCUAUAAUUUUAAUGCUUGGGUAAAAAUGUCAUUCAUUUUAAUCAUAAAUUGGUGCAGUUCUGCAUAUCUUUGCACACAUUUCAAGUUCUGAUAGACAUUUUUCACCAAAUUUGGACAUUUUGCAUGCUUGAAUCAAUGCAGACAACUUAAUUAAAAAAUUUUUUUAGACAAAUGGGCAUGUGAAAACAAGGAAUUGGCUGAAUUGUGUUCAACUGGACAAGAUAAAAGCUUUUAAUAGCUAUAAUUUGCCAGAAAUGCAAGUACAAUACAUUUCUUGCCAAAAUCACACUUUUUAAACAAAGCAAUUUUGUCCCUUUAGGUUAUACACUACCAAUUAAUAUCCCAAUACAUUUCAAUGCAAACAGGCAAUACUUCAGAUUGGAAAACAUUUACGAAGCAAUAUAAGAGUUGCUAAUUUUUGUUUUUUAAAGAGUGCCAGGACAUCUUCUUUGAGGUCAAACACACACACACUUGAGGUCGUGCACAUUCACACAAUUGAGGUCACACAUUCUUGAGGUCACACACAGUCUCUUGAGGUCACACACACUCACACGCUUGAGGACACACACUCACACACUGGAGUUCACUGAGACUUAAGGUCACUCACAUUCACACACUGUAGGUCACUCACACACUUAAGGUCAAACACACACACUUAAGGUCACACACACGCACACACACUCACACACUUGAGGUCACACAUACUCAUACUUGAGGUCACACACACACACUCACACAUUGGAGGUCACACACACUGGAGGUCACUUACACACUUUGAGGUUACACACACUCACACACUUGAGGUCACACACUCUUGAGGUCACACACACUUGAGGUCACACACACUUAAGGUCACUCACACACUUGAGGUUACACACACUCACACACUUGAGGUCACAAAGACUUGAAUUCACACACGCACACACACAAGCACGCACGCAGACACGUAUGCAAGCUUGUAAGUGAGGUUGUAUUGGAUACACAUCCUGAGUGGCCUGUAAGUAAGUGAGGGCUUAUGGGAUACACACCCGGAGUGGUUGCAUAGCCUGUCCAAAUUUGCUUUUGCAUGGUAUGAAAUCACUGAGGGUGUAUCCCAUACAAGCUCAUGUACUACAUUGUAAUUGAUGAGCUUCAACUUUCAUUGAUAUCUUUACUUUCAAAGCAUCCUCAGAAAACAUUUUUUAUAUAUACACAGUUUCCAUUAGAUGUAGACGGGAAUCUUCUUUGAAAAUGACCCUUUAAAGAGAUAAAUGUUGUGACUUCAAUUGUUUUACCUGUUGUCCAUUAUAAAUUAUUGAUAUACCUUUUGUAUAUAAACCUUUCGUUUCUUAUUGUUGUUCUAGUUAUUUGUAAGCAUCACAUAUCAGGAGUAGAUAAUGUCAAUCACAUUUAACAGCAGCAAAACAUAUUUAUUAUUUUCCUGGUACCUGAAAAGUCAAUAAAGUAUUUUUUUGUUAGCAUCAGCUAUAUUUUGUGCUGAUAAAAAUUGAAGUAGCUAUUAUCCAUGCAGUGACAUUGUUUUUAGGCAAAAUGACUUGGUCAACUUUACCUGUGUGUGGUAAUAAUGUCUAGGCCAACUCUGUGUGUUGGCAUAAUGUCUAGGCCAACAUUUAUUGUGUGGAGGCAUAAUGUCUAGGCCAACGUUGUGUGGAGGCAUAAUGUCUAGGCCAACAUUGUAUGUCAGUAUAAUGUCUAGGCCAACAUUCAUUGUGUGUUGGCAUAAUGUCUAGGCCAAUUCUUUGUGUUGGCAUAAUGUCUAGGCCAACAUUGUGUGGAGGCAUAAUGUCUAGGCCAACUCUGUGUGUUGGCAUAAUGUCUAGACCAACAUUGUGUGGAGGCAUAAUGUCUAGGCCAACAUUGUGUGGUGGCAUAAUGUCUAGGCCAACACUGUGUGUUGGCAUAAUGUCUAGACCAACAUUGUGUGGAGGCAUAAUGUCUAGGCCAACAUUGU